This is a messenger RNA of Thermochaetoides thermophila DSM 1495, 1608 nucleotides long. RefSeq lists its product as uncharacterized. The transcript is spliced from 4 exons. Lineage: Eukaryota; Fungi; Ascomycota; Sordariomycetes; Sordariales; Chaetomiaceae. The record is from RefSeq and is a predicted model, not a curated record. The coding region runs from base 1 to 1608 and encodes 535 amino acids.
AUGCGACAGACCAACAACGAUCGUGUCGUCUUCAUCCAUGGAAAAAAGAAGCGGGCUCCGAUAGUUCGUCUCGAACAAUGGAUGCCAUGGCGACCUUUGAUCGAGAGGCUUUAUCUGGUCGAGCAUAAGACCCAAGAAGAGAUUGUCCGCUUUCUCAACAGGGAGGAGGAUUUCCCUGUAAAGCCCGUUUGGCCGCGUUACCAACCCCUCUUCCAGGAGUCAAUGUCAGACCAACUCCAGAUCCCCCUCGAUAAGCUGCAGAAUUAUCGCUGGCUUGCCGAGAUCAUGGAGGUCCUGGGAGAUAAGUACACCGCCAGCAACAUUUUUAUGGGGCUGUACGAGCACAACAGUAAGGUCAACAGUCAGGUUGGGCCUAACAUUGAGAUUGGCUUUGCCUUCUCCCGCACAGCCCAAUCACUCAAACAACUCGCUUUCGCCAAAAACAAGGUGCUCCCGGAAAUCAUACGCACACUAUCGCAUCAUCAUCAUUAUCAUCAAGGUAACAACAGCAACGAAGACGAUUGUCCGACGUGGAGCCACUUUCAGUUCGAUCUGAAUUUUGCUCACGUCACCGAUCGAGAAAGCCCGGGAAGCAAUAACGCCCUGAGCCAGUUGUACGAGCUGUUCGCUGAGAAAAUCCGCCCGAUUGGCAACGACGCACAGCGGCAUUUCAUGAGCUUUAGCCCCCGGACACCGAACCUCCUGUUCGACGUGCCGAUCUACCUCGCUUUCGUCCCGGCUGCCACACGCUAUGAUCAAGCCCCUCCAGAGUACUACAUGCUGAACGAGCCUGCGCCAGAGGAGAGCUCUAACGAUGAAGAAGUGGACGAGCCCAACUUUUUACAACUCCUCGAGUGGUUCCGAAAUCAGCAGCUUGUCUUUUCCCAUCGGCGUUGUCGGGCCAGCUGCUUGGCUGACUGUCUCACGUGGUGCAUGAAGGUCCUUGAACACCCCUCGCUGGUCCCUCAAGCCCUAGAGACAAUGAUCACCAACCCCGAGGCACAUAUCUACAUCGUGCUCUGCACCAUCCUCCAGGAAUGGCUGCGCCAGCAUGUUCAGCAAGAAAGACCUCAAUGGGUCACCACCGCCCGAACCCAGCUCGACCUCUCCCCUCCGCAAUUCCUCACCGUCGUCGUGUGCAUGAUCAUGGCCGAGGCAUCGCAGCAGUCAGACACUGUCGCAUCCCGCCACGAUCUGUCCUGCGCACUGCUGUUCAGGAAAGCCUCUCGCUCUGCUGGGAACCUCAAAUCCCUUCCCCACAAAGACCUCUUCAACCGCAGCAGCAAGACUGGAUCAACGCCCUGCCCCAAGUCCACAACCCCCCCCCCCACAACAGACAGCAUCUCCUCCGUCGCCCUCCUCGCCCCAUUCCGCAAGUUUAUCGCCCAAAUCCUCACCAUCGAUAACCUCCCUCCUCUCGAUCUCCAUAUACCGGUCUACCCUCUGACCCUGGACAUGUCGGGCGGUGGUGGCGAUGCGUUCUCGCCGCUCCCUUCGUCGCUGGAGUCAUCGCCGCUAGCAAAUCCGCAGGGUUCGUCGUCAUCGGGGCAUUUGGAACAGGCUGAGCCGGGGCCUUCGACGGCGGUAAGAUUGGCUAUUAGGACAUAG